AUGUCUAACCGCGAGCCAACACGCUCGCUGUACCAGAAAAGCUUCCAAAAGGAAUGUCGAGCCUUUGUGACAUAUGCAGAGGCUAUAUCUGAAUGCGCCAGGACACACCCGAACAAUAAUGCACCUGACCCUAACAGCAAAGUUUCUAGAGGGCUAAUGAAUUUAUUGUCUAAAAUUGCGCGAGUGAAAGACACCGGACUUGAAAUGGUUGCGGAAACCCCCAGAUGUUCUCUCGUUCGCAGGCAACGCAGCUAUUAG
Molecule: messenger RNA, 258 nt
Organism: Penicillium digitatum Pd1
Lineage: Eukaryota; Fungi; Ascomycota; Eurotiomycetes; Eurotiales; Aspergillaceae
Source: RefSeq, a predicted model, not a curated record